This is a messenger RNA of Nicotiana attenuata, 1368 nucleotides long. Its product is annotated as equilibrative nucleotide transporter 8. Gene Ontology annotation, cellular component: plasma membrane. Gene Ontology annotation, molecular function: nucleoside transmembrane transporter activity. Lineage: Eukaryota; Viridiplantae; Streptophyta; Magnoliopsida; Solanales; Solanaceae. Gene Ontology annotation, biological process: nucleoside transmembrane transport. The record is from RefSeq and is a predicted model, not a curated record. The coding region runs from base 13 to 1236 and encodes 407 amino acids. The transcript is spliced from 2 exons.
UGGAAUCGAAACAUGGUGCAAAAUCUCAAGGGAAUGGAGAAGGGAGGAUCUUUUAUAAGGGAUGAAAAUGAGCCAAGGGACACUUACAAAAUUGCAUAUAUAAUCCAUUUCUUGUUAGGUGCAGGCAAUUUGCUGCCUUGGAAUGCCUUGAUUACUGCAGUUGAUUAUUUUGGCUAUCUUUAUCCAACCAAACAUGUUGAAAAGGUUUUCUCUGUUGCAUACAUGACUUCCUCUGUCUUGAUUCUUGUUUUGAUGUUGAGUUGGACCAAAUGGAGCCAAACAUUGAGCCUUAGAUUGAGAUUGAAUCUUGGGUUUUCAAUGUUUGUUCUUUCUUUAAUGGUAACUCCAAUUAUAGAGUGGACUAAUUGGCACCAAAAUGGUACAAAUGUGGAAUCAAAUGCAGCCUAUUUUGUAAUUGUUGCAUCAGUUGUUAUAUGUGGUUUAGCUGAUGGUUUAAUUGGAGGAAGCUUGGAUGGCUCUGCUGGUAAAUUACCAAAACAAUACAUGCAGGCAAUUUUUGCUGGAACUGCUUCUUCAGGUGUUUUAAUUUCCAUAUUAAGGAUUAUAACCAAGGUGUCACUUCCACAUACUCCACAAGGUCUCAAGACAAGUGCUCAUUUGUAUUUCAUAAUCAGCACAACAAUUUUGAUAGGUUGCAUUAUCUGCUGCAACAUGUUAUAUAAGCUGCCAGUGAUGCAGCAGCAUUACACACUUGUUCAAGACAAUUGCUUACCAUGCUCAAGACAUAAUUUCCAGGAUAUGGCAAGAACUAUAAGAUGGCCAGCAUUUGGGGUUUUCGCGAUUUAUACUGUUACUUUGUCCAUUUUUCCAGGGUUCUUGGCAGAAAAUCUUGAAUCAAAGUUGUUCAAAGAUUGGUAUCCCAUCUUGCUGAUUACAGUUUACAACGUGUCGGAUUUCGCGGGGAAAUCUUUCACUGCCGUAUAUGUUCUCAAAAGCAUUGGAAAGGCUACUUGGUUUUGUAUUGCUAGGCUAAUUUUCUAUCCUUUGUUUACUGCUUGUCUACAUGGUCCAAAAUGGCUAAAAAAUGAAGUACCGAUUAUUUUUCUAACGACGAUGCUCGGGUUGACCAAUGGAUAUUUGACAAGUGUCAUCAUGAUUCUUGCUCCUAAGUCAGUGCCAACUUCUGAAGCAGAAGUAGCUGCAAUUGUUAUGGCUGUUUCCUUAGGGAUGGGAUUAGUGUCUGGUUCUGUUCUUGGUUGGUUCUGGAUUAUUUGAACUAAACUGUUAGCCAUUUAGGCAGGGUUUAUUUGUAGCAAUAAGUAGAAUGCAUAACUUAAAAUUAUUUCAGAAAUAGUGUGUUCUGAACAUUGUAUUUAUGCUUUAAAAAAAUUGUGAAAUGCAUUGUGU